ACACGGAAAUUAAAUUUUGUUAAUUAUGAAAUUAGUUUAUUAAUCAAUGGUAAUAGUAAUUUAGUUGUAAUCAUUUCCUUUUUCAUGCUGAUUAAAACUCGUUGUUUGAUUGUUUAAAAUACGGUUGAUUGUUUUAAGUUUUGUUUUGCUUAAUUAAAGUUAAUCAAGUGAAUCGAUAACAUCAUCAUAAUCAUAAGCAAAAUGAUCAAAAGUGUUUCUCGGUCAACUGGAUUGUCUUCCGUUUGUUUAAUUAUUCUAAUUGUUCCAUUGAUUCAAUGUUCAUCGAUUGGAAAUGAAGAAAGUUCAGUUGGACGAUUUAAACGUAGCACCUUCACUGACAUCGGUUCACAAGCUUCGGCGGAAGCGAAAGCUACUGCAGGUUCGUUUGUAGUCCCUCUUGAAUAUUUAGAAAAAGGGGGUAAACCCGGUGGUUGGCCUGGUGCUGGAGGUCCUGGUGGUUGGCCUGGUGCUGAUGGUAAACCUGGUGGCUGGCCUGGAGCUGGGGGAAAACCAGGAGGUUGGCCUGGUGCUGGUGGUAAGCCCGGUGGUUGGGGUGGUGCUGGAGGUCCUGGUGGCUGGCCUGGUGCCGGUGGCUGGCCUGGUGCUGGUAGUUGGCCUGGUGGCCAGGGAGGCUGGGGUGGUAAAACCGGUGGAUGGGAAGGUUGGGGUGCUGGUGGUUGGGACUCAAAAAGGAGGGCUCAUUUGGUAAAAUCAUAAGUGACCUUGUCCCAAAGCUUGAUAAGACUUUCGUACCAAUUGAAAAACUCCUAACCUACGAUGCCCUUAAGCCAGUCGCUGGUAUUGUCGAUGGAGCCACUUCUUCACUGUUUGGAGGGCUCCAGAAAGGUUUCGGUGGUAAAGGAGGCUUUGAAAAAUCAUUCGCUCCCGGAAACGAUUAUUCAAAAUUCUUCACAACUUAUUUAGCGACUGGUAGAGCUGAAAAUCAACCGGACGGCGCUGCUAUCAGCGUUGAAUAAAUCCUAUUCUUCAAUAAAUUAAAAUCUUUCUCCUUUAUUUGCAAUUAAAAAUGUCAACCAAGAGAUAAUCAAAUGAUCACUUGUAUUACAGUUAAGUGAUAUUCAUUUUUAAUUCAUCAUCAAUUGAUCAAUGAUCACUGAAAUAAAAUAGAAAAUUUUUCCUUCCAA
Panonychus citri (citrus red mite) is the source of this 1145-nucleotide messenger RNA. RefSeq lists its product as uncharacterized. Bases 202 to 717 code for a protein of 171 amino acids. The record is from RefSeq and is a predicted model, not a curated record. The transcript has a single exon. NCBI's taxonomy places the organism in Eukaryota, Metazoa, Arthropoda, Arachnida, Trombidiformes, Tetranychidae.